GCCCCGGUCUCUGUUUGUCUUCUCCCUCCACCACCUCCACCUCCCUCCCCCCUCCUCGCCGAGUCGCCGUCCCCUCGCUUUCAACCCCCCGGACGAAAGCAAGAAUUCCUCGCUAGAAUCCGACCCCGGGCCGAUUUGCGUGGAUUCCGUGCGGCCCCUUCUGCGCCAUGGACUUCUGAUCCGGGGCCUCUCGGAUCUUGGGAGGAAGGUGGGUGACGGGCGGUGGGCGGUGGGCGGUGAGCCGGCCCGGAGAUGGCCGGCGGGAAGGAGCCGAUCGAGGUCAAGUUCCGGCUCUUCGACGGCACGGACAUCGGGCCCAGCAAGUACGACCCCGCCACCACCGUCUCCGCGCUCAAGGACUUCAUCCUCGCCCGGUGGCCGCAAGAUAAGGAAAUAACUCCGAAAACUGUCAAUGACCUGAAGCUCAUCAAUGGUGGAAAGAUAUUGGAGAAUAACCGGACACUUGCCGAGUCGCGUGUUACAAUAGGAGAGGUCCCUGGAGGUGUAAUUACAAUGCAUGUGGUAGUGCGCCCUCCACAAGUUGACAAAAACCGUGAGAAGCAGCUGGGCAAUUCCCCCAAGCAGAACAGAUGUGGAUGCACCAUACUGUGAUACGGCACCUCCCCGGUGAUGUUCGAUGCGCCUAGUUGUAGAAUUUCUCUUGUGCUUUUGUUGCGUCAACGGCGCGGUGUGUAUUCAUUUUGACAUCCAGUUCCUGGAGCCAUUGAAACUCGAUCUAGAGACGCAUGCAUGUACUCGACACUCCUGAAAGCAUGCUGGGGAUCUGGUGGGACUGGCUGGGAGUAAAGGUUCCUCCUUGGGAUGUUGCUGCUGUAGCAGGAGUCAAGGAAUGGAUUGGAUGCUUGCUGUUGUGUAAAUUGUAUUGUGGAAACAACCAUCUUUUCAUUUUUCCUUUGGCUAUGUUUGACAUUAUAUCGAUUCUUUUUA
Triticum dicoccoides is the source of this 948-nucleotide messenger RNA. Its product is annotated as membrane-anchored ubiquitin-fold protein 3. Gene Ontology annotation, molecular function: protein binding. The record is from RefSeq and is a predicted model, not a curated record. The coding region runs from base 253 to 612 and encodes 119 amino acids. The transcript has 3 exons. NCBI's taxonomy places the organism in Eukaryota, Viridiplantae, Streptophyta, Magnoliopsida, Poales, Poaceae.